AUGUUUCGCGCGCAGGCAAAUCCGAUGGACGAUGCCGUCGUCAAGGCCACCGACGAGAACUUGACGAGCGAGAACUGGGAGUACAUCCUCGACGUCUGCGAUCGAGUCUCGGCCAAAGCUGAAGGCCCAGCACAGGCCAUGGCCGCCCUCAUCAAGCGCCUGGCCCACCGCAACGCCAACGUCCAGCUGUAUACCCUCGAGCUCGCCAACGCCCUGUCGCAGAACUGUGGCCCGCCGCUGCACCGGGAACUCGCCUCCAAGGCCUUCACCGACGCACUGCUGCGCUUGGCGGCAGACCGUAACACUCAUGCUCAAGUCAAGCAAAAGGUCAUGGAGCGCAUGGGCUCCUGGAGCGACGACUUCCGAUCGUCGCGUGAGCUGGGCAUCAUGGAUCAGGCGUACAACAAGCUAAGGCAGCAGCAACCAGGUCUGAUGCCGCCAAGCCGGCCAGUGAAGAAGGAAGUCAGCACAGAAGACCGAAGGAAGGAGGACGAAGAGCUGCAGAUGGCACUGGCGCUGAGCAUCAAGGACAAAGGUCCGGCAGCGGACACACCGGCGACAACCAACGGCAACACCCAGCAACCGACACAGGCCCCGCCACCUCCCCAACAGGGGACUACAGCUGCUACAGUGAGCAGAGUGCGGGCUUUGUACGACUUUGCGCCCUCCGAGGCCGGCGAGCUGGCUUUCAAAAAGAACGACAUCAUUGCUGUGCUGGAGUCGGUAUACAAAGAUUGGUGGAAAGGCAGCCUGAGAGGACAAACUGGCAUCUUCCCGCUGAACUACGUCGAGAAGAUCCAGGACCCAACGAAGGAGGAGCUGGAGAGAGAUGCACAAAUGGAAUCCGAGGUGUUCGGUGAGAUCAAGAAUGUCGAGAAGUUGCUUGCGUUGCUCAGCGUAGGCGCAGAAGGAGGUGGCAGGAGAGGCGAACGGGAAGAGGAGGAAGUCAGUGAGCUCUACCAGCGAACGUUGAGCAUACGACCGAAAUUGAUUGAGCUCAUCGCUCGAUAUUCGCAGAAGAAAGACGACUUCACUCAGCUGAACGAGAAGUUCAUCAAGGCACGGCGCGACUACGAAGCUUUACUCGAGUCUUCCAUGUCGCAACCGCAGUACCAGCAACAAUAUCCUGUUCGACAGAGGCAACCGUCGUACCCCCCGCAACAUCAACAACCACCUUAUGCUAUGCAGCAACCUCCAAUGCAGGGCUAUCCUCCUCAGGGACCGCCCCAGGCUCAGGCUUACCAAGUACAGCAGCCAUAUGCUGCGCAAAGUCAACAGCACCUACCUCCGCAGUCCGAUGUUCAACGUUACUAUUCACCCGUUCCCGGGGAGCAGCCACCACAAGGUGGGUUUCCUAGUCCUUACCCGCAACAGAGCGGGCCACCUCAGGGCGCAGCAAAUGUUCCUGCUCCCUUCCAUUUCAUACCCGGUGGCAUCCAGCAAGGUGCGCCUCAGUCAGCCGAGAUUCGAAGAAAGCCAAGUCCGAAUGCUUUGCAGGGCAACAUCCUCCCGACUGAUCCCUAUGGCGCCGCUCCUGUCUUCCAGGGCCAGAUAAGACCAAACAGCAUUCAUACCCUGAACAGUGGGAACCCGCAGGAGUUGGCGACAGGUGGCUACGAAUCGCCAGUCGACAAUCGCCACUCGUAUCCCUCAGCUCAGUUCCAGCAGCAGCCAACCCAACAGCCACCAGCUCCAAAUCAGGCGUACGAAGCUUACUCGCAGCAACCACAGAGCCAGCCCGUGCAGACACAGGCGCAGCAGACUCUACCGUCGCACAUAAGGAACGACCGUGACGGUCUUCCCAGCCGUCAAAGAACAGCAAGUUUUGAAUCACCCACCAGCAUGUAUUCGACACAACAAGACGGCCAACACCCACCACAGCAAGCGCCUCAACAGCCGAGCGCUCCACUGCCCGGCAUCCCAAUCAGCCCAGGCAUGCAGCCAAGUGGGCAGCCGCCUUAUCAGGCAUAUCAGCCUUACCAGCAACAGCAGCAGCAGCAACAUCCACAAGCCAGGGUACCCUCCAGUGGCAAUGAAGGUGAUCCGGGUGACUUUUACAGAUGA
Molecule: messenger RNA, 2064 nt
Organism: Fulvia fulva
Lineage: Eukaryota; Fungi; Ascomycota; Dothideomycetes; Mycosphaerellales; Mycosphaerellaceae
Product: Class E vacuolar protein-sorting machinery protein HSE1
Exons: 2
Coding region: 1-2064 (687 amino acids)
Biological process (GO): protein transport to vacuole involved in ubiquitin-dependent protein catabolic process via the multivesicular body sorting pathway
Cellular component (GO): ESCRT-0 complex
Molecular function (GO): phosphatidylinositol binding; ubiquitin binding
Source: RefSeq, a predicted model, not a curated record